This is a messenger RNA of Paecilomyces variotii, 747 nucleotides long. Its product is annotated as putative eukaryotic translation initiation factor 3 subunit EifCk. The transcript has 2 exons. The record is from RefSeq and is a predicted model, not a curated record. Gene Ontology annotation, molecular function: translation initiation factor activity; ribosome binding. Lineage: Eukaryota; Fungi; Ascomycota; Eurotiomycetes; Eurotiales; Thermoascaceae. Bases 1 to 747 code for a protein of 248 amino acids. Gene Ontology annotation, cellular component: cytoplasm; eukaryotic translation initiation factor 3 complex. Gene Ontology annotation, biological process: regulation of translational initiation.
AUGGUUCUCGCCUUCGACAAGUGCGAGACGCGCCCGGCGCACAUUGAUGCCAUUCUCAGCGGCCUCGACCGAUACAACCCAGAGACGACCACCGUCUUCCAAGACUACGUGGUGCAGCAAUGCGAGGACAGGACCUUUGACUGCUAUGCUAACCUGGCUCUGCUGAAGCUCUACCAAUUCAACCCUCACCUCCUCCAGCCUGAGACGACGACAAAUAUUCUCGCCAAGGCUCUCACCGUCUUCCCCUCUCCCGCCUUCUCCCUCUCCCUGGCACUUCUCCCCGCGCACACGCAGCCUUUCCCUUCUUCCAACAGCGAGGAGUCCUCAUCGCAGACUUCCGACUUUGUCGAGUCGAUCCAGAAGCUCGCUCGUCUGAACACUCUGCUGGAGUCUGCCCAGUACUCUCUGUUCUGGUCGACCUUCAACUCUGAUGACCUGUACGCUGACCUGGUCGCUGAUGUUGCUGGGUUCGAGGAGCUGGUGCGUGUCCGCAUCGCUGUCGAGGUUGGCAAGGCAUUCCGUGAGAUCAGCAUCGACGUGCUUGCUCAGUGGCUGGACCUACGCAGCCGUGAAGCCCUUGAGAAGUUCGUCGCCGACGUUUGCGGCUGGGAGGUCGACAAGGCCGCUGCCAUCGUGAGAGUACCCAAGAACAAGGAGAACGAGGCCCGCAGCGAGAUCAAGGGCGAGCGUGUUGGAGUUGACAUGUUCGGCCGUGUCAUCAGGAGAGGUUUCGAGCAACCUGCCUAA